Entrophospora candida is the source of this 1650-nucleotide messenger RNA. NCBI's taxonomy places the organism in Eukaryota, Fungi, Glomeromycota, Glomeromycetes, Entrophosporales, Entrophosporaceae. The record is from the annotation of a GenBank genome assembly.
CCUAGUAUUCUAGAUAAUGGAAAAUACAAAGAAACUUACAGUUGUAUGUAUUGUGAUGGCCAAAUGUUAGAUCAAGGAUUAUUAAAAGUUCGAGAUCAUGACCAUAUUAAUGGCAAGUAUAGAGGUCCUGCUCACAGUGAUUGCAAUAAAAAAUUACAAAUGGGCGCUUUCAAAACCAAAGUACCACUUAUAUGCCAUAAUUCCCGACAUUAUGAUACACAUAUACUUAUGGGGGUUGUAGCUAAAUUUACAGCAGAUAAGAUAAAAUGCAUUCCGGAAAACAUAGGCAAAUAUAAGGCUAUGGAUGUUGGUCAAUUGCGCUUUUUAGAUAGCUUUCAACAUAUGUCUAUGGGGCUUGAUAAGCUUGUUGAGUGUAUGAACGGCAAUCUAGAAAAAUUCCCCCUAACGGUAAAGCAUUUCACCAAUAAAGGCUACUCAUUAGACCAAAUCAAGCUUCUAUUUCGAAAAGGAGUUUUUCCAUAUGACUGGACCAAUUCAUGGGGUAAAUUCGAAAAAACAGCCCUACCACGCAGAAAGGAUUUUUAUUCUCUACUUAAUCAACAAAAUAUUAGUAAGGCGGACUAUGAAUAUGCCCAAGAAGUAUGGCAAAAAUUCGAAAUGAAAAAUUUUGGUGAAUACCAUGAUCUAUAUCUGGAAACGGAUGUACUUUUACUUGCAGACGUUUUCAUGAAUUAUACCGUUAUGUGUUUACAGGAUGACGGCUUAGACCCCUCCCAUUACGUUUCAGCCCCCGGUAUGUUUAAUGAUUCUUUAUACAAAAGUAGUGGUGCCGAAAUCAAACUUCUGACAGACCUAGAUCAAUAUAUGUUAGUCGAAAAAGGAAUCCGUGGAGGCAUGUCUAUGGUUAGUCAACGUUAUGCCAAAGCUAAUAAUCCGCAAUGCCCUGAUUAUGAUGAAAGCAAGCCGAAAUCUUAUAUAAUAUAUGACGAUUUCAAUGGCUUAUAUUCUGGUGCCAUGACGCAAUAUUUACCAACAGAAAUAUUAGGUAAGGUAGCCCCCGAGGAAAUGCCCAAUAUUUUAGAAAUUCCGAUUGAUGCUGAAGAGGGCUAUUUACUUGAAGUUGAUGUUGAGGUUCCAUCAAACUUGCAUGAUUUAUUCCGUGAUUAUCCAUUAGCACCUGAAAAAGGCGUUGUACCUAGAAACUGGCUUAGCCCAUUUAAUGAAGACUUGGUGAAUGAUUCGGAAAUUGGUGGAGGAAAAUAUGUAUUAGGCGAAAAGCUACUUCAGACCCUCCUGACCAAGAAAAAUUAUGUGGUUCAUUAUAGAGCUCUCCAACUUUAUAUAAACCUUGGAUUGAAAGUUACGAAAAUUCAUAAUGCCCUCAAAUUCCGCCAAUCCCCAUGGAUGAAGCCCUAUAUAGAGGAAAAUAUUCGCAAAAGAAAAAUUUCUAAAGCAUCUGGGGAUGAAUUUGGGGUCAUGUAUUAUAAGCUCAAAAAUAAUGCUGUGUUUGGUAAGCAAAUGGAAAAUGUCCGAAAGCAUAUGAGAGUAGAAUUACUUAGAUCUGAUGAGGAUAAAAGAAUUAAACGUCUUACUUCAUCUCCUUUAUAUGUAGGCUUUAAGGCUUACGAAGGCGGAAUUACAGCCAUUCAUAUGCUAAAAAGCCAGAUUACUCUAAAUAAGCCGAUGUUU